Messenger RNA from Amoebophrya sp. A25, 5316 nucleotides. The record is from the annotation of a GenBank genome assembly. Lineage: Eukaryota; Dinophyceae; Syndiniales; Amoebophryaceae.
CUUCGUCGAGCAGUAAUUCGCGAUGGCAACUCAAGAGUCUGCCAGGAAGCCGACGAGGGUCCUCAGGCACUCUGGAAAGCGAAGUCAAAAAGGCAGGAGGGUCAAAAGAUUCUGCGUCAUCAGCUUCUUCAAAUAGUGCAACCGACCACCAGGGGCGGUCCUCUUCAUCAAGAGCACCAUAUGCAAAAAGCAGAAGUCCUUCUUCCACAAAGCAAAACUCCAUGCUGAUGAAUGCUGGUGAGCGAUCUCGGGAGUCAACGAGUCUAAGACUCUCGUCUUUGAGGCCAGAAGCCGCGACGACAUUGGAAAUACCGGAUAUCGAGUCUAGCACAACAGAAAAAACAGUGUCUUUAUGGACAUUCUCUUCAUCUCAGAAGUAGAACUCCUCAACAUUUAAUUCAGAAGAUGAUAGGUUUUCUAUAAAGUCAUUUAAUUCAGAAGAUGAUUAUUUCUUUUCUAAAAGUUGGGUUACUGACACUCCUCAGAGGAAGCAGGCUCUUCAGUAGAUGACUUCUUUUCUAAAAAGUUGAAACCAUCAUCCUCCGCGGAAUAGUCCCAUCGACAGUUUCGAAACACUGAUCAGGGCGAAACUCCAUUCCAUCUUCCGCUCCUCAUGCAUCCCAUCCCUUUCUAAGCUCUGCCAUCCUACAUGACGGCAAAGGUGACACCUCAUCUGUCCUGCCAUCGAGCAAGAAACACCUUCUAGAACACCAAGAACAUGAGCAGCACGAAGACGGGUUACUGACACGUGCUCCACCGUCAUCAGAGGAAGCAGGCUCUUCAGUAGCUGAGUGUAGUCCUACAGAGACCGUUGCGACGUUGCAGCCUUCCCCGCAUCUUGUGUCUUUAAGGUUGUAGUAAGUUGUUGUGACUAGUAGAUGUGCUCGAAAACUGAAAAUAACUACUGAGUUACUGAUUGAAAUAUUAAAGGAGGUAGCUUAAGAACAUCAAGGCUACUCUUCCUUCUCAUCAGUAUCCCGCUUAUUUUCAGUAGUUACUUGUUUAUUUCAGUUUUUCGAAUAGUCGUUCUCGGUAAGUACUUUUCGUUUUUUCAUUUUGUAUUGAAAUUGGUACGUCGAGCAUGACCACGACUUCGUUCUAGAAAAUGGUUUGACUUACUGAAAAACCGAAAAUAUUAGAACGACUCCGUUUCGCCACCUGAUUAAGCAUACUAAACACAUCCGUUAUCUAAUGCUCCCAGCAGAUGCUCCAAGAUCCUACCUACCGCAAUUGCCAACUUCGCCAGGCAUGCCACGAGUCCCUGUGAUCAAUAAUUUGCAUGUUUCCAGUCAACGAGAACAAGGAUUCCACGAAAGACCUCUCCUAAAUAACAUCAACGGCGUCGAACAACAACCACCUGUGGUUUCAGCAUCGUCUUCCGAAGAACACACUUCGGUGGUGCCUCCUCAUCGUGGCGUUCUCAGUGGAGGUGCCUAUGGUCGUAGUGAGCGACCGCAGAUGGUCUCGCCUGGGGACAGUUUGAACUUGCACGUUAGUCGACUGAAUCAAGUGGGAGGAGGCAAAAGCGGCAAUCUUGCAGAAGGAUCUCUAGCCACGCCUUUACCGAAGGAUGCAGGCGCACACCGAAGCAGGGCUGGUUCUUUAGUGAGCAUGAAUGGCGCUGAUACGCAGAAGGGAGCUGUUGAAGCGUUACGGCACUUUUGUGAAUGUGAUGCAUUGUUCUGAUGUUAAUUCAAACUAACAAGAAGAAGCAACACACUGCAACAGAUCAUCGAUUACUUGCGUUUACUUACCUCUCUAACCUUAGCUGCUGAAAGCGGUGUCAUGGGAGCUCUACGGAACAGACUGAGCCGUUUAUUUGGAUCCAAAGAAGAACCACAGCAAUCAACUACAAACAAUCACACUGGUGGAGAUCCAUUGCAUAGUAAAAGCACUGGCGGUUUCAUGAACAACAUGAAUAUUGGAGACAACAUGGCGUCAAUGGCUUCGGAAAGAAAUAGAGGGGAUACGUGGCGUAGUGGUCGGAAAAGAACAGCGAGCUUGGAGAGUUUGGCGGCUGGGGGUAUUUAAUGAUGCAUUGGGAACGAAGUCAUAUCUUCUUGUCGGAUAAAGAAGACUUUGUAAACCUGGUCUUGAUCUUCACACCUAGUUGUGCAGGAUCCAUAACCUAACCUAACCUUCACACCAUGGAUUACAAGGACCAAUAAGUAAUUAUAACAAAUUAAAUUGAUUUUACUAAUAUAUGUGGCUUAUAACAAAUCAAAUUUCAUCCUUCUUACAAUGACAUUGAAUUAAAAGGUGGCGGCGGUGCCGGUUCACAGCACGUCAGGGGUUCAAACUCCUUGCUUGGACGCGAGAGUCGAUCACUUGAAAGUGUCCGGAAUCCAGGAAUGGCGCGUCCUCCCCGUCGAGGCACUUUAGAGCCAAGUGCGAUGACUUCUCUGGAGCCUAGAUCAUCAAACGGCAUUCAAUCGCAGUUGCAUCUUCCACCACCUGGCUUCGUGGAGCGCUAUAGUAUGGCUUCGAGGCCAGUCUCGCGUGCAAAUUCAGCAAAUCUAACCGGAGGAAAAAGACGUCCUUGCGUCGUUGGGAGUACAGAAGGCAAGGAUGCUGGAAGUGGCUUAUGACAGGAAUAGUGCAAUCUCGUUGUGAGCGUUGUAGUCCACAGCGUGAAAUAAAGAAAAAAACACUUCACUUCUGUGUCACUUCUUGUGUCACUUCUUGUGUCACUUCUUGUGUCACUUCUGGUGUCACUUCUUGUGUCACUUCUUGUGUCACUUCCGAUGAGCCGCACGAUGCUGGCUGAGCCUGCAUUCUAAUCCCAGUAGUGGUUCGCAACUUGCUCACAGACACGACGACCGUUUUGAUGCCAGGUGAGUCGGGGGGUGGGUGUGUAGAAAGCCCCACAGACGCAGGUAAAGCCAACGAUCAUCCGGCCGAUCUUUCGGGUGCUGGUGGAGGGGAAAGUAAUAGGACUGUUGAAAAGCAGUUACUAUGUUAGUAAAUAUUCAUUUUCUAGCUACAUCAAGUUUACUUGGUGACAAGUUUUCAAUUACGAACACUGACUAGCAUUAGACUUUUCUGAAGAAAAACAAAAAGAUUCUCCACCUGCUACAAAUACUGUCGCAACAGAUAUCAACUAUGCAGAACCUUUGCAACUUCGAAUCGCCGGAAGUCCGCAUUUAGAAGCGGUUCCAGUAAGGCGAAAUCCACCAACAGAACAGACGCAGGGAGCCUAUGGUGGACUUAGUGGAGGUAUUUUUGUAAUCUUCUCUUUCUCGUUGCGUAAAUUCCUCUUCUACUGCAUGGUUUUGAGUAGAUUGACAAUUUCUGGAAUUAUACACAGAAGAAGAUUGGUCUUAUCACACAAGCUGACAAAAUAACAACAUUUCUGUCAGCUUGCUUCCCCGGCGUGCAUUGUCACGAGAAGAUGCAUGCCAUGAGGAAAAGCUGUAGCGUCAAAGGGCAUGAAUGCAGAGAGGACACAGUUCAUAACUAUGGCCCGCUUAAGAUAUAGCUAGUGGUAGAGGCUCGCUGUUUGCUAGUUGUAGAGGUACUCACUAAUGCAGAUUUUUCGUGUACAUGAACAACCUCAAAGAGAAACACAUUGAAUCUUGAUCUUCUCUAAAUCCCUGUCCGAAUGGGUGGGAAGCAUUGCUACAUGCAAGGCCAGAAACUUUGCCAAAGUGGUCGUGACUGCACUCGCGCUGCCAGCAAAAAGUGUGACUCUUGUGCCUGCAUGUGUGCGGCUUGCAUGCAUAAGGUGAAUACCAGCUUCCGAAACCGCAGAGAAGAAGCCAAACGCUGCCUCCACGACUCAGGCACUUCCUUGCGGGCUUCAGCUAAGGAGUGCUACCAAGGGAUGGGUGCAUCUGCUGGUGGUUUUGGCGAGACAUUGAAUUUGGUGGGCGGAGGCGCCAGAAGCAGAGUAGGCAGCCGCAUGGGCAUGACACCUACAACCACAGCAUCUGGUUCCAGCGAUUUUUCUCGAAGUUCAGCGUCUACUUCAGCAGGCUCAUCUUCGUGCUUCGUCUCUUCCCGAUCGGCCUGUUGUCCAGCAGGUGGAAGGUCAUGUCCGGGUGCUGGACUUUUGGGUGGGAUAGGAUCGAAGAAAAAGGGGAACGAAGUAGAAGGAACGAUGAAUGGAGCAUCAUCAUCGAGUGGCGAGCAACAAUCCCUAGCAGAUCACUUCCCGGAGUCCACGCAAUCGAAAAGCGAUCGGUCUUGCUGCUCGCGAUCGUGCGUGGAUUUACGUGGGGAAGUAGCCUUUCUGUCGAAUCUGCCAACGUUUUUUACGAUGGCGCAUUUCAAAUCGCCUUGGGCUUCGCAACACUAAAAAAAUGGAUGUUACCUUGUUAUGUUGUUACCUCUGUAGGGGAUAAUUACAUCUGUUGUAGGGGAAUAUUAAGUUAUAGUAUGAUGAAGAAUACAAAUUUUUAUAGCACAACGGACUGAUUCUCAAUUUUGAGUAGUUUUUUUUCCAAGAAACGCAACUAAAUAUUUCAUCACACGUGUUACAAUACGAAUACGGUAUUUCUAUUAUCUUCUUCAAUAAUUUGAGGUUCUUUAUCUUGAUCUUCUUCUUAACAUCAAUGAAUGCUUCUACUUUAUCCUGACCAAAUGAAUUCUUAUGCUUACUACAACCGAUUGAUGAUUACUUGAAAUAAUCUACUUCUCCAGGUUCUUGAACUGUAUCGUUUCUAGUGGUCAUUCGGUAUUGAUGUCUUCAUUAUUACAAUACGGUAGCUGGUUCAGGUACUCAUAGACAUGCAGUGAUGUCUCUUUGGGAGUAUUGUUCUAGUCUGAGUUCUUAGGUUCUGGUUCUUUUUUUUGUACAACGAGUUCUUCUUAUGUUGUUCUUAGCGUGUAUUAUAAUAUGCCACUGUGUUCUUGAAGACAAAAGUGGAAACAGGAGGUUGAAUACUAUUAGUACUAAAUGGGACACCAUGAUGAUGAGGAAGUAACUGUAAUUGAUUUUUUAUGAUUAAAAGAAUUAGGGGGUACUAAGCUGCUCUACUAGAAGGUGUUGGAAAUGCAAAUGACUUGUUUGAUACUCGUGUCUAAAUCUAAACUAUAUGAGACUUCCGUAUUAAGUCUAAGGAAGUGGAUAUGAAUAUGAGAAUGAAGUUUGUCGAUAUCAAAUAAUGAAUCCUACGAACAAUAAGUGAUGGUGUUUCGCUUUAGGCUGUGAAUACGAGAUAUGAGUGGUCAGUACUGGAGUAGAUGAAAAGAAAUUACAAGUAUUUUUUUAAGCAAGUGUCUGACUGGUGUGUGUAAAAAAAAGUUCUGGGAGUACAACUAUAUCACGUGGGGGACAAUAUUAAGUACUACAAAAAUGACCAUACUAGAUAACGG